This is a messenger RNA of Benincasa hispida (wax gourd), 2109 nucleotides long. Its product is annotated as pyruvate decarboxylase 1. Gene Ontology annotation, molecular function: pyruvate decarboxylase activity; thiamine pyrophosphate binding; magnesium ion binding. The record is from RefSeq and is a predicted model, not a curated record. Gene Ontology annotation, cellular component: cytosol. NCBI's taxonomy places the organism in Eukaryota, Viridiplantae, Streptophyta, Magnoliopsida, Cucurbitales, Cucurbitaceae.
UAUCAAUCAUCCCGACGCCCACGGUUUUCAGAAACCCAUCUCGAAGUUUCGAGCUUUCCCCAUUCUUCAAUAAUCCUAUAAUAAGAACACCACCCACAAAUAGUAACUUCAAAUCAGAACUUUUAAACCUCUGACUUACGUUUAUUCACAUGGAAUCUGCUAUUUCAAUUGGCUCUGGGGCUCCUCCCACUUCAGUUUCAGUGCCGGUGGCUCCCAAUGCCUCAAGCGGCACGCUCGGCAGUCACCUCGCUCGGCGGCUCGUCGAGAUUGGAGUCAGUGAUGUGUUCUCUGUUCCUGGGGAUUUCAACUUGACCCUUUUGGAUCACUUGAUCUCCGAGCCCCAACUCAACUUGAUCGGUUGCUGUAACGAGCUCAACGCCGGCUACGCCGCCGAUGGCUAUGCUCGAGCCAAGGGCGUGGGUGCCUGUGUUGUCACUUUCACUGUUGGUGGGCUUAGCGUGUUGAACGCUAUUGCUGGUGCUUACAGUGAGAAUUUGCCUGUGAUUUGCAUUGUGGGUGGCCCAAAUUCCAACGAUUACGGCACUAACAGGAUCUUGCAUCAUACAAUUGGCCUUCCUGAUUUCACCCAAGAGCUUCGAUGUUUUCAAACAGUCACCUGUUACCAGGCAAUUGUGAAUGAUUUGGACGACGCGCACGAGUUGAUAGACACUGCGAUUUCAACUGCUUUAAAGGAGAGCAAACCUGUUUAUAUCAGCAUAAGUUGCAAUCUUCCUGGAAUCUCUCAUCCAACUUUUGCUAGAGAUCCUGUUCCCUUCUUUCUUGCUCCAAAAAUAAGCAACCAAUGGGGGUUGGACGCAGCAGUUGAAGCAACUGCAAAUUUUCUGAACAAUGCAGUGAAGCCAGUGAUUGUGGGGGGUCCCAAGCUAAGAGUGGCAAAGGCACAACGGGCCUUUGUCGAGCUCGCGGAUGCAAGCGGAUAUCCGAUUGCGGUUAUGCCGUCUGGGAAAGGGCUGGUGCCAGAGCACCAUCCACAGUUUAUAGGGACGUAUUGGGGUGCUGUGAGCACCAGUUUCUGUGGGGAGAUAGUUGAAUCAGCUGAUGCUUAUGUCUUUGUUGGGCCUAUUUUCAAUGAUUACAGCUCUGUUGGGUACUCUUUGCUUGUCAAAAAAGAGAAAGCUGUGAUGGUGAAUGUGAACCGUGUGACCAUCGGCAAUGGCCCAUCCUUUGGCUGGGUUUUCAUGGCUGAUUUUCUAACUGCAUUGGCCAAAAGAUUGAAGAAAAACCCCACUGCUCUUGAGAAUCAUCACCGAAUAUAUGUCCCUCCUGGUAUGCCUCUCAACUGUGCAAAGGACGAACCUUUACGAGUCAAUGUUCUCUUCAAACAUGUUCAGCAAAUGUUGUCCGGUGACACUGCGGUAAUUGCUGAAACUGGUGAUUCAUGGUUCAACUGUCAGAAGCUUCGUCUUCCUGAAAAUUGCGGCUAUGAAUUCCAAAUGCAAUAUGGAUCUAUUGGAUGGUCAGUUGGAGCCACUUUGGGAUAUGCUCAGGCCACUAAAGAUAAGCGUAUAAUUGCCUGUAUUGGUGAUGGGAGUUUCCAGGUUACGGCACAAGAUAUUUCAACAAUGAUUAGAUGUGGGCAAAAGACAAUCAUCUUCCUCAUCAACAAUGGCGGAUAUACGAUUGAAGUAGAGAUUCAUGAUGGUCCAUACAAUGUUAUCAAGAACUGGAAUUAUACUGGAUUGGUCGAUGCCAUCCACAAUGGUGAAGGAAAAUGUUGGACUGCCAAGGUACGAACAGAGCAAGAACUAAUAGAAGCAAUUGCGACAGCGAACGAUGAGCACAAAGAAUCUUUGUGUUUCAUCGAAGUUUUGGUGCACAAAGAUGACACGAGUAAAGAGCUACUAGAAUGGGGCUCUCGUGUAGCUUCUGCCAACGGUCGCCCUCCAAAUCCUCAGUAACUGCCUGUUGAGUAACAUCAAAUGGUGAAUAAAGAGAAUAAAAAUAGCAGAGUUUUUCAUUCAUUGUAUGUUGCAUGUUCAAAAGGAAAGCCUGCUCUGUUCUUUGGUUUUGUUGUAAAUGCUUGGGUUAUGGGUUUCAGUGACAUUUUACACCGUCCAAUCAAUUAAAUAUUUUAUGUUUAACUAUCAA